CCCGGGGCCCAGUCGGGGAAGUGAUGGCGGCGGCAGCUGUGGUGGCGGCGACAGUCCCCGCGCCGACGACGGGAACGGACGGCGCAUCCUCGGUGCAUUGGUUCCGCAAAGGGCUGCGGCUUCACGACAACCCCGCGCUGCUAGCGGCCGUGCGCGGGGCGCGUUGUGUACGCUGCGUCUACAUCCUCGACCCGUGGUUUGCGGCCUCCUCGUCUGUGGGCAUCAACCGGUGGAGGUUCCUACUGCAGUCUCUGGAAGAUCUGGACACAAGCUUAAGAAAGCUGAACUCCCGUCUGUUUGUAGUCCGGGGCCAGCCAGCUGAUGUGUUCCCAAGGCUCUUCAAGGAAUGGGGGGUGACCCGCUUGACCUUUGAAUAUGACUCUGAACCCUUUGGGAAAGAACGGGAUGCAGCCAUUAUGAAGAUGGCCAAGGAGGCUGGAGUGGAGGUGGUGACUGAGAAUUCUCACACCCUCUAUGACCUGGACAGAAUCAUCGACCUGAAUGGCCAGAAACCACCCCUUACCUACAAGCGCUUUCAGGCCAUCAUCAGCCGCAUGGAGCUGCCCAAGAAGCCUGUCGGCACUGUGAGCAGCCAGCAGAUGGAGAGCUGUAGAGCCGAGAUCCGGGAGAACCACGAUGACACCUAUGGUGUGCCUUCCCUGGAGGAACUGGGGUUCCCCACGGAAGGACUUGGCCCAGCUGUCUGGCAAGGAGGAGAGACAGAAGCUCUGGCCCGCCUGGAUAAGCAUUUGGAACGGAAGGCCUGGGUUGCCAACUAUGAGAGACCUCGGAUGAAUGCCAAUUCCCUGCUGGCCAGCCCCACAGGCCUCAGCCCCUACCUGCGCUUCGGAUGCCUCUCCUGCCGCCUCUUCUACUACCGCCUGUGGGACUUGUAUAAGAAGGUGAAGAAGAACAGCACGCCCCCCCUCUCCUUGUUUGGACAACUCCUGUGGCGAGAGUUUUUCUACACAGCGGCCACCAAUAACCCCAGGUUUGACCGAAUGGAGGGGAACCCCAUCUGCAUCCAGAUCCCCUGGGACCGCAACCCUGAAGCCCUGGCCAAGUGGGCUGAGGGCAAGACAGGCUUCCCUUGGAUUGACGCCAUCAUGACCCAACUGAGGCAGGAGGGCUGGAUCCACCACCUGGCCCGGCACGCCGUGGCCUGCUUCCUCACCCGCGGGGACCUCUGGGUCAGCUGGGAGAGCGGGGUCCGGGUAUUUGAUGAGCUGCUCCUGGAUGCAGAUUUCAGCGUAAACGCGGGCAGCUGGAUGUGGCUGUCCUGCAGUGCUUUCUUCCAACAGUUCUUCCAUUGCUACUGCCCUGUGGGUUUCGGCCGACGCACAGACCCCAGUGGGGACUACAUUCGGCGAUACCUGCCCAAAUUGAAAGGGUUCCCCUCGCGCUACAUCUAUGAGCCCUGGAAUGCCCCUGAGUCGGUUCAGAAGGCCGCCAAGUGCAUCAUUGGCGUAGACUACCCGCGACCUAUCGUCAACCAUGCUGAGACGAGUCGGCUCAACAUCGAGCGCAUGAAGCAGAUCUACCAGCAGCUGUCGCGAUACCGGGGACUCUGUCUUCUGGCAUCUGUCCCUUCCUGUGUGGAAGACCUCAGUCACCCAGUGGCAGAUCCCAGCUCUAGCCAGGCUGGGAGCAUCAACAACACAGGCUCCAGACCCAUAGCCAGUGGCCCAGCCUCCCCUAAACGCAAGCUGGAAGCAGCUGAGGAGCCUCCCGGUGAAGAAUUGAGCAAGCGGGCUAGGGUGACAGAGAUGCCUGCCCAAGAGCCACCAAGCAAGGACGCCUGAGAGUGAGUCCUUGCAGAAGGAGCUAGAGAGUCAUCGCUCCGUGACAAAGCCUGGGUACCUGAACUGCCACGGCCUACAGAGAACCCAGUCACCAACAGACGGCGGACGAGUGUAUGUGUGUGUGCAAAGGAGGCGUGGUGUGCCGUUUGCGUGUGCAUGCAUCUGUUUACACUCUCGUGAUCCUGAAUGUUGCCUCAGCUGAAAGACUCUGGAUCAUCCUUGUCACCGGAGCUGCUUCCUCAUCUCCAGACACAGGACUAGAAACCACAGCAGUGACCUUCAGCCCAGAUCUGUUCCUGGGAGCCCCCUUUCUUGUUUCAGUAGAAAGUGGUGGUAGGACCCUAGCUAGAAUUCUGGUCUCUGCCUCCCCAGACUCUCUUUCCCCUCAGAUAGCUGGAGGACCACAUUUUUUGACAUUCACCUAAAGUUUGAGGUUCCAGAGGUAGGUAGCCAGAGUCCUGCUGGCUUAGAUCCCACCUUGUGACACUAGACCUGAGCAAGCUGGAGCAGAUGCUUCUCCUUCAGACAUACCUAGCCUGACCAGCCUUUUAAAUCCCAUGCAUAUCUGUCUGUGUAGGACCUUCUAGAAGCCAGGUAAGGACUAGACUCCAGUCCUCUGUUCUUUCCCUAGCCGCUAGGGCCCAGCCUCAGCCUGCCAGGAGCUGAAGACAGGCCAGGGUCAGGGCUGGUGGAGGAAACCAGGUCCCAUGACUUAAAGGCCACAGCUCCUCUGGCCACAUUCCCAGGCAUAUGCUCUAGCAAGUACUGCUGCUACCCAGCCAGGCAAGCUGGCCAGUCUAUGUUCUGCGGGCUUCCAGGGCCCUGGACUAGUCAGCACCUAUACUGCCGUGUCAGCUCUUCAGGACUGGGCUUCAAGGGACUUAGAGGGACCUCAUGAGGGCUGGAGCACUACAUGGGCAGUUGGUAAAAGGUCAAAUAGAGAUAAUACCUAGCACACCAUCCCCUUUCUCAGAGUGGCAGUGGAAGGUUUGGCCCAGAGAAGCCAGGCCUGUGUUCCAGGGGAGCCUCCUCUCCCUGUGUAUAUACUGCCCUACAUACUCACACUUCUGACCUCCUGGGAAUGCUGUUGGGUCAUGUGGAGAAAGCAGUUAUGAAAAGAAGGAUUGUGGGUAACUGAGCAAGUCUUCCAUCCACUUCCACCCCCGUGGCCUGCACAUGAGCCACAGUGUAUGCGUGUGAAGUGAGUGUGU
Messenger RNA from Microtus ochrogaster (prairie vole), 3013 nucleotides. It is a transcript of the gene Cry2, whose product is annotated as cryptochrome circadian regulator 2. Gene Ontology annotation, biological process: circadian regulation of gene expression; entrainment of circadian clock by photoperiod; negative regulation of DNA-templated transcription. NCBI's taxonomy places the organism in Eukaryota, Metazoa, Chordata, Mammalia, Rodentia, Cricetidae. Gene Ontology annotation, cellular component: nucleus; cytoplasm. The record is from RefSeq and is a predicted model, not a curated record. Gene Ontology annotation, molecular function: DNA binding; FAD binding.